CUAAGUUCGUCAGUUUAAUUUCCUAUCAAAUGACUGACGAAAGGAACAAACAUUCACACACACACACACAGAGCUUGCAAAAACACAAUCCCACACGCGGAGUUUUACGCGUGCCUGGUGAAUUCGUAAUUAAUACUAUAUGCAAAUCUAGAUAUAAAGGCUAAUAAUAUCAAAGCCACAUAAGCCCAGAUGAUAAACGCUUGUACCUAGCUAAAUUCAUGAUGUAAAAACACUAUACAUUUCCUUGACAAAGGAGUGACAUAUAGCUAUAAAAUAUGAGUCGCAGUUUAGCUCUUGAUAGCCGAAGAUCAUCAAUUAGUGACGGAAGCAGUCACUUGCAGGAUAGAAACGUAUCUAUAGCGACUUCAGGGGAUACACACGCUACACGGAGACCAUCAAUUAGCUCCACAACAGGACUACCGAAUCUGAACAAACGCAGGUCAACUGUUUAUCGUAAGUCAAGCGUACUAGACAGUCAUCCUGCUUCUCUUGCAUUCCGUCCACGACUAGCCAACACAUACCAAAUGGAACCCGAACGAAAGUUCAAACCUGCAGAAAUCCAGAAACUUGUCUAUAAUGUUCUGGAAGAGAGACUUGAAGAUACGAGUUAUGAGCCUGAUAAAUGUCGUCAUCUUGUAGUGUCUUUGGCAAAUGAGAUCAGACAUAGAGUAAAACAAAUGGGUUUUGCGCGAUACAAGAUAGUUUGCACUGUUGAUAUGGGAUCUAUUGAGGAGCAAGGCUUACGUGUUGCCAGUCGCUGUCUUUGGGAUAAAGUUCAAGAUAGUUUGGGAACGGCUACGUUUAAAAAUGAAAGUUUGUUUGCAGUUGGGACUGUGUUUGGAGUUUAUCAUGAAUAAUCAUUGUUGGAUGCAUUUGACGCAAGAAGUACAACAGUAAUCAAAACUGUAGAUAAAAAUUAUAAUACACCUAUAUGCACUACAACACACAAACCAACGUACUCCGUGAACAUAAAGAAAAACGAAGAAAUCGAAUGAUCACUUGGAAAAACAUAUUCAGUUCACGUAAUUCAUGCGUUACAUAUCAACCGCGAAAAAAUGUUAGGACAAUAAUAUACAAACCAAGAAGUUGAACAACGAGACUAUAGUUCUCACAAAUAUACUGUGAACAAACUGAAUGAUAUACAUGAGUGACGCAAGCUUCCUCGACUAGACCUAAAUGGACUUCUACAAUACUGUUAUUGUCAAUAAAAUAAAUAUGCAAAGCUUAGUGUUAAGUUAGGAUAGUGAAACUGGCCUUAUUUAUAGAAAUUAAAUAUAUAGAAUCCUGGAAUUACGUUGCUAUCGAUAUUUGAAUAGUUGGGAUAGAUAUAACUUACGUUUUGGCAGCUAUAUAUUUUUGAGGUAAAAUAUUUACAAUUUCAUGGUCGAGAGGUUUCAUAACAGCUAUGUAUACUAUAUUUGUAAUGUAAUAUUCCGUGACCAAUUCAAGUCUCAGUCGCAUUUGUCACAACAAGAAAAAUGAAACCUGUCAACAACGUGAACGGCAAACAUUUUAUUGCUAUAGUGUUGCGUGCAGUGUAAGUGGACUUGUAUAACUAGUUCUGGCCGUCACCUGUUUGUACUCGUGAUUUUGUAGUUGACUACCUAUUCAUAGAAUAAAGACUAUACAGAAAGCGCCAUGAUUCGCCAUCAAUUUCAACUAAUUUGAAAUGUUAUAUGUUUUUCAACUAAUUUAAUAUUUUUAUGUAUGUGUGUACGUAUUUCGCUGCUUCGGGGGUUGCACCUUGCAUGGGAGUUCGCGUUCCGUAAUCGA
Molecule: messenger RNA, 1773 nt
Organism: Paramuricea clavata
Lineage: Eukaryota; Metazoa; Cnidaria; Anthozoa; Malacalcyonacea; Plexauridae
Source: the annotation of a GenBank genome assembly